Brassica rapa (field mustard) is the source of this 2664-nucleotide messenger RNA. Its product is annotated as non-specific lipid transfer protein GPI-anchored 2. The record is from RefSeq and is a predicted model, not a curated record. Lineage: Eukaryota; Viridiplantae; Streptophyta; Magnoliopsida; Brassicales; Brassicaceae.
AAUAAAAAGAUAAAGAUAUUAAAAGAUAUAAUAAUGAACUUAUGUAAAAUAUGAUAUUUUUUAGGAAUGGUCCAAACUAAAAAAAUCACACAUGAAAAGAAGUCAUGACUUCUGUUUUAAUAUAUUAGAUUAGAGUUAAAUAUUAUUCAAAACAUCUAAACUAUUCUGAAAUUUAAGAAAAUUAUUUCAAAUCAUCAUUAAGGUUUUCCGUCCUUUUUAAAAGCUUACCAAAAUUAGCUAUAUUCAAAUCUAAUCUAUUAAAACAGUCCUAUUUGAAAAUUACCAUGACAUUUUUUUCAGACAUAUUGAAAAUGUUGUGACUUAAUAUCUAUCAAUUAGCCUUUCUCAUAUUUCUAUAUAUAUCGUAUUAACUACUAACCUUCCUAUUAUUUGUACAUAUCUUUAAAUUAGUUUUUAUUAAAUAUAUACUUUCUCUCAACACAUUAUUUAGUCAAUCAAUUUAAAUCAUAUAAAUAAAUAUCGUUUGACAAAUUAAAUAGAUAAUAUCCUUGAAAUUCAUACUCAACAGUAGAUUAAAAUAUAUGAUAAUUUUAUAUUCGAGUUCAUUGUACCCUAUAGUUUUGACCUAACAUUAUGUGAAUCAUAAAACAUGUUAUAUAAGACUCUGUUUCAAAUAUACCUUAUUGAUAUUAUCUUAUACUUUGUACAUUAUAAUGACUUAUAAAACAUGUUUACUUUCCAGAUUCAAAUAUUUUUGCUUCCUGAAGAAUAAAAUUCCGGAUAAUUUCGUUGUUCAUCAUAUAGUUUGUGUAAAAAAAUUUACACAGCAGCGACAAAUAAAUAUUUUUUAAUAUAUUAUAUCCUCUUUAUUAUUUCUAAUAUCCCAAAUCCGUAGAACUAAAAACAAAGCAAUAUCGUAUAACUAUAUAAAUAUAUUCCAAUGUUUAUAGAUAUAAAAUGAAAACAAAUCGUAAAGAGAUUCAAGUAUUUUAAGUUCUUUAACAAUAAAAUUUCAAUCUUUAUAUGGACAACCAAAUGGGAUAUUUACACAAUAAAUUCAUUAGUUUGUAAAUUAAUUGCACCCACGCCCAACGUGGUUAAAUUUUAUAUAUUAGUAUACUUCACUCUUUAAUAAUACCAAAAUAAUAUUAGAUUUUAAGUAUUUAUAGUAUUGAUUUGUAUAUAAAAAAAUGUAUUAGUCUACAUAAUUUUUAUUGUAAUUUUAUUCAUAUUUUACUAAGUUAACUCCCUAUGUUUCAUUUUAAUUGUCGUUUAAAUUUGUUCACACAUAUUAAUAAUUUUGUAUAUUUUAUAAAUAAAAACGGCAUUACCUAUAUUUCUAACCAUAUUUCAAUCAAUAAAAAGAAACUGAAGAAUAAUGUUUAUAAAUUUAGUAUUGAAACUUUAAAGCAACAUUUAUUUUGUAACAGAAAUUUUAUUAUAAAACGGCGCUUAAUAUGAAACUUAAGAGGAGUAAUAUUCUACAUUUGAAAAUUUAAUUAUAUUAUGGAAUUGAUGAGCCAAAUAAGACUAUCCCAUACCCGAACCGAACCAAACUGAAGAUCAGAAAAUACAAUUUAGAAGCGAAUCAAAACCAAAAGCUUAUACUUAAACAUAUUAAUGAACAAAUAUAUAUGUUAUUAAAUUUGUCAAUAAAAAAUAAUUUUGAGCUUUCAAACCGCGGGUACUAUCCUAGUUUUCUGUAAAUCCCACCAUAUCUAAAAUCCACCAAACCAUUCUUAUGGUGGGAUUUGCGCUUUCAAAUCUCGUCUCGCUGUGGUUUUGAUCACUGCCAACUCACCGCUUAUCAAGACCUCCUCCUCAAGGGCGUUAUCUUCCCGCCAUCAUCGUUAACGCGAGUCUCAGUCGUCAGUUUCAGGUUGUAACUGAAAUCACGAAGAAGCUCCAAUGGCCGCCACAAGCAACGCCGUCGUGCUCAUCGUCAUACUUGCGAUCACCUUCUCUUCCUCCUCCGCAGUGACGGAGACGCAGGCACCUUCUCCACUGGCUCUCACCUGUACGGAGGAGCUAGUCAUGUUCUCUCCAUGCCUUCCUUACGUCUCGGCUCCACCGAACAACAUCUCAGACGCGCCGGAUCCUCUUUGCUGCUCGGCUUUCUCCACAUCCGUUCAUUCCGGCGCCGGAAACUGCCUCUGUUAUCUUCUCCGGCAACCUAUGAUCCUUGGAUUCCCGUUGGAUAGAUCACGACUGCUUUCUCUUUCCCAGAUCUGUAGCGAUCUUAGCUCCGACGAAUCUUUCGAGUCUAUCUGCUCGCCAUCAGAGUCGCCGGAGCUUCCGCCGCUUCAGAGCAUUCAGUUCACAGCUCCUUUUGUUUACGGUGUUAGAGCUUCCGCAUCUUCUCCAUCGUUCGCCAUUUCACCGGAAGCCGCCGGAAUUUCACACACCUCCGAUCAACCCUCACCAGAAACAGAUAGCUUAUCAUCAACACCAGAAUCCAUCAUAAACGGCUCCCCAAAGAUCACAAGCUUCUGCUUUCUCUCGACCAUCAUCAUGACGCUGCCCACUUCUAUCUUCACUCGUAUCUGAAGCAUUCCCCUUUCUUUCCUUUACAAUCUCAAGUUCAUUAGUGGUGGGUGUCUCUUUAAAACCCAUACUUGAUCUCUUCCUUUUGGCUUUGUGAAUCGAACAAAGAUGAUAUAGACAUACCAUUGUUCUCAGAGUACUGUACAUUGUUUCCUUUUA